Molecule: messenger RNA, 723 nt
Organism: Colletotrichum spaethianum
Lineage: Eukaryota; Fungi; Ascomycota; Sordariomycetes; Glomerellales; Glomerellaceae
Product: alanine--glyoxylate aminotransferase 1
Exons: 2
Coding region: 1-723 (240 amino acids)
Cellular component (GO): peroxisome
Molecular function (GO): L-alanine:glyoxylate transaminase activity; L-serine:pyruvate transaminase activity
Source: RefSeq, a predicted model, not a curated record
AUGUCUUCCCAACCGCCUCACCCGACGCUCCUCAUCCCGGGGCCCAUCGAGUUCGAUGAUGCCGUCCUCCAGGCCAUGAGCCACUACAGUGAGAGCCACGUCGGCCCCGGUUUCGUGAACACCUUUGGCGAGGCCCUGUCGAUGCUGCGCCAGCUCUUCCAGACCAAGGACCCGCAGGCGCAACCGUUUGUCAUCUCCGGCUCCGGCACCCUCGGCUGGGACCUCGUCGCCGCCAACCUCGUCGAGGCCGGCGAGGACGUCCUCGUCCUGGCCACCGGCUACUUCAGCCACGGCUUCACCGACUGCUUCAAGACCUACGGCGGCAACGUCACCGAGCUGAGGGCCCCCGUCGGCGAGCGCCCCCAGCUCCCCGAGAUCGAGAAGGCCCUGUCCGAGAAGAAGUACAAGGUCCUGACCGUCACCCACGUCGACACCUCAACCGCCGUCCUGAGCGAGCUCAAGGAGCUGACCGCCCUCGUCAAGCGGGUGUCCCCCGAGACCCUGGUCAUCGUCGACGGCGUCUGCAGUGUCGGUGUUGAGGAGAUCCGGUUUGACGAGUGGAAGCUCGACGGUGUCAUCACGGCCAGCCAGAAGGCCAUUGGCGUCCCCGCCGGCCUGUCGAUAUCCAUGUUCAGCGGCGCCGCCAUGAAGUCGUUUGCCCAGCGCAAGACGCCCCCUGCGUCGUACUUUGCGUCGUUCAAGAACUGGACCCCCAGUGAGUGA